UGUAUUCCAAAAUUUCUCGCGACACGGUGCGGUGGUGUUUUUGUUUCCGAGCUCCGGCGGACAUGAGGACAGUAUAGCCCCCAAGGAAACUUAGUGAUAGUGCGCAGCUAUAAUUAUAUUUAUAAAGUGUUCCGAGGUGAAACGAUAUCAAGAUACGAGAUCACACGAUGCGUUUAGAAGGCGCCAACUGGGCGCUGGUGGUGGGUCUCAGUCUAAUCCUUGGAUUUGGACGAGUCCAAGCCUAUUCUCAGGUUUUGGUCAGCGGCACUGGAGCUGCAAACGAUCAGGGACCACGUAUCUUCAAGGCUCUAAAUACGGAUUUGAUAUUUCCGAGGACCUUCAACUCCAGUGACAAUGUGGUAUCCACCACUGGAGCUCCAGUGAUUACAUCGACAUCCACGACAAGUCCACCUCCUAUUCCUUACAACCAUCAACCCGAAGGAACAACCAGUUCCCCACUGUUUGUCACCCCGUUAGUUGUCACAGAGGCGGAAAAAGUCGAUGAUCCUGCUCCAGUAUCCGAGGAGCAAACAGAGCCAGUCGUACAAGGAGCCUCCACAGGACGCGCCGUGGACUACAGGACAGCGUAUCCCUUUGGCCAACUGAUAACUCCGUUGCUGCGAGGCGGCAAGCCGCAGCAGUACAACUCCCGACCAACGAAGACACGUAUUUACCCGCAAGGUAUACCAUCCUACUACUCUUCAUCAUCACAAAAUCCAUCCCGCUAUCAAGCUUCGAGGCCCAGCUAUAAGAAAGGAAUCGCCGAUCGUUUUGCUCCUGGCGAGGGAACCGCCGCUGGUCUGUUCAAGGGACACAAUCAUGAUCACAGUCACGACCACAGUCACGAUCAUUCCCAUGGACAGGAUGGCAAGGUGGCCGCCGGCUCCAAUUCGGUGAACUCCUAUGUUUCUCCAGGCGAUACGUACUCCUUUCCGCCGUUGAACACAAAGUAUCCAUCACCGUCACAGGAUCCCAAGGCUGCAUUGCCAUCGGAUACCGUGACCAGUUACCUGCCACCCGCAUCUGGAGGGCUGAGCAACGCUGGAUACAUAUAUCCGGGGCCUUCUUCCAAUGGUUACAAAUAUCCCGGUCCAGUGCCCAAUAGCAAUGCCGACAAGGAUACGGCGGCCAGUAUGGCGAGUGCUUCCCCGCCGGCUGAUGAUGACCCCGGUAAUGAUGAUUCCAUCGGAACCCUGCCAGCUAGUGCACAGGACAACAUUCCUUCCAAGGAUCAGGACAGUAUGAGCGGUCCUGCUCCUGCAGAUGGCAUGGAUAUGGGAUCUCCUGCUGAUGGUGGAGAUGGGGGUGGCGGUGGCGGCGGAGAUGGGGACAUCGGCGGUCUGCCAUCUCUGCACAAUGAUGGUUCAGGUCCCGACGACGAUCACAAAUAUGAUCCCAAUAUGGAGUAUGCCACACCACCGCCCGGUUGGCUGCAAUCUCACCCAGAAUCUGCGGCUCCCAAGCCGGAUGAUCACGAUCACGACCAUGCACCCGAUCAUGAUCACGUGCAUGAUCACCACCACGAUCACUAUCCGACUCACUUCGACUACCAGCCCUCGUAUCCGGAUGAUUCCUAUCCGGAUGUCAUUUACGAUGAUCAUCCACACCACCAUCACCAUGUCCACCACCCACCGCCUCCUCCUCCACCGCCACCACCACCACCGCCACCGCCACCGCCGACGGAACCACCACCACCUCCUCCGCCGCCACCAGAGCCACGUGUGAAGAAGUACAGCUACUUCUACAUUGGCCGCAAGCUCUGGUACAUCCCGCUCUACUUUACGGUGUGGUUCAGCUUCUACAUCCUGUGGCUGAUCAUCAAGUCCAUCGGUCGCCACAAAGUGAACCUACCCAAUCACUACGUCUCGCGACGCAGUGCUCCCGAUCCAUUUACCGAGCAGGGACGGGACGAGUAUAUCAACGAGAUGACGGUCAGGGUGCUGGAACACAUAGAUAGCUUUAAGCAGAAAUACUUGAACUGAUAAGGACGCUACUAAUUACUAAAUGCCUAUUAAAAACUUAAUUAUAAACCG
Molecule: messenger RNA, 2033 nt
Organism: Drosophila melanogaster (fruit fly)
Lineage: Eukaryota; Metazoa; Arthropoda; Insecta; Diptera; Drosophilidae
Exons: 3
Coding region: 168-1982 (604 amino acids)
Source: RefSeq, marked reviewed